Molecule: messenger RNA, 2570 nt
Organism: Trachymyrmex septentrionalis
Lineage: Eukaryota; Metazoa; Arthropoda; Insecta; Hymenoptera; Formicidae
Gene: Art4
Product: histone-arginine methyltransferase CARMER
Exons: 8
Coding region: 415-2220 (601 amino acids)
Biological process (GO): peptidyl-arginine methylation
Molecular function (GO): protein-arginine N-methyltransferase activity
Source: RefSeq, a predicted model, not a curated record
GAGGCGACGGCGCCGCGAGCGAAUUCUCGCGGCACCUCGCGGGGCGUCCGGGGAACAAACGAGACGGGGGCAGGCGAGAAUCAGCGAGAAUCGGCGCGAUUUCGUAGCGCAGCGCAGCGACGGCCCUGGCCGGGGGUUGGUCUCUCUCUCUCUUCUAUCCAAAGUGUCGUACAUAAUUCGCGGUAACGACGGCGGCAGCGGUGGCUUUUGUUUCUCACGCGAGUGGUGUGGCAGGCGCGAAGAGCGGAGCGGCGGCGUAACGUAGAGCGUUACGAGCCACCGGUAGACGUAGAAGAGGAGUAGGAGAGCGGAGCAAAAGAGAGAGAGAGAGAGAAAGAGUGAGAAGAGGGAAGGGGACGGACAGGGAGAGAGAGAAACAGCGUCGGGAAGCGCUGGCACGCGGUGUUGCGAAAAAUGGCGAAGACGUUUCGGGUGACGGUCUCGACUCUGUCAAACAAUGGACAGUCCACGCCGAAGUACAACAAACCGGUCGCGCUCAAUAUUAAUUACGACCCGCAAGGCCUCAGCGUCGAGCUUGUCUCAGAUGUCAGCAGCAGGGAGAAAGCGACUCUACUGGAAUUCCCAGUGACUCCCAGCACCGAAUGCUCUCGUGUAUCAUCACGGAGUUAUGUUUUUACACUCGAUACAGAUAGCUUACUGAUUACAUUUGCUAAUGAACCAGAUUUUCGCGAUUUUCACUCACACAUAGUAAAACUCAAGAUGGGAAAAGGAGUAUCGGCAUUUAAUGAAAGAACGGAGGAAUCCUCGGCGAUGCAAUAUUUCCAAUUUUAUGGUUAUCUUUCGCAGCAGCAAAACAUGAUGCAAGAUUAUAUUAGGACCAGUACAUACCAACGAGCGAUUCUGGGGAAUCUGUCUGAUUUUAAGGAUAAGGUUGUACUAGAUGUAGGUGCUGGUUCUGGUAUACUAUCGUUUUUCGCUAUACAAGCUGGUGCGAAAAAAGUAUACGCAGUGGAAGCGAGCAAUAUGGCAAAUCAUGCUGAGCUUCUAGUUGCAGCUAAUAAUUUACAAGAUAAAAUAAUAGUCAUAGCUGGAAAAAUAGAAGAGAUCGAUUUACCCGAACACGUAGACUGUAUAGUGAGUGAGCCUAUGGGAUACAUGUUAUAUAAUGAACGAAUGCUCGAAACUUAUCUUCAUGCGAAAAAGUGGUUAAGUCCAGGCGGAAGAAUGUUUCCCUCCAGAGGUGAUCUGCAUAUCGCACCUUUUUCCGAUGAAAAUCUUUAUAUGGAACAGUUCAAUAAGGCCAACUUUUGGUAUCAGACAUGUUUCCACGGAGUAGAUCUCUCUGCCAUGAGAAAUAACGCCAUUAAAGAAUAUUUUAGACAACCGAUUGUCGAUACUUUUGAUAUUAGAAUAUGUAUGGCGAAAUCUGUGAGGCACAUAGUAGACUUCCAAACAGCUGAUGAGACUGAUUUACAUAAAAUAGAAAUAAAUGUCGAUUUUCAUAUACUGGAGAGUGGUACAUGCCAUGGUUUAGCUUUUUGGUUCGACGUAGCGUUUAUCGGAUCAACACAACAAGUUUGGUUAAGUACUGCUCCUACAGAACCUCUCACACAUUGGUAUCAAGUACGCUGCCUCUUAGAAAACCCAUUGUUUUGUAAAAGUGGGCAACUGCUGUCUGGAAAAGUCAUUCUUACAGCAAAUAAAAGACAAUCCUAUGAUGUAACAAUAGAACUGAAGCUUGAAGGAACAAAUCUAGAAAGCAGUAACAAUACCUUAGAUUUGAAAAAUCCUUACUUCCGAUACACAGGCGCUGCAGCACAACCGCCUCCUGGUUUAAAUAACACUUCACCUAGCGAAUCCUAUUGGACGACUCUAGAUGCGCAGGGUGCUCGACAAGCAGUGAAUAUGGUCAAUGGAAUGUCGGUUAAUGGUCUUGGCGAAGUGUCGAUGGAUACAAGCGCCACAGUAAAUCCAAAUAAUUUGCUGGCAAUAGGAGGACAACCAAACAUUCAUCCGGGUUCCAUUUCGAGUACAGGACGGGGUCGCGUAGGAGGUACAGCGACGAGCACUCAAGCAGCACAAUUAAUAGGUGGUGGAAUAACUCCAAAUAUGUUUACAUCACCUGCCACUCUUGGUGUUACUUUCCAGCAAUCGCUGGUCCUCGGCAACACUUCUCAUUACCCAGUGAAUCCCAGCCUGAUGAUCGGUGACUACGUGACUCCUGGAAACGGCAUAUCGCCACAGGCGUAUCGGCAAUGAUCUAUGGCGAAAUCGUUUCUCGCCGAGUAUUCCCGCAAAGUAAAACAAUUACAAAACGAUCGUAAUAAUAGUAGCAGUAUUGGAGACAUCGGCAACAACAGUAAGCAAGGCCGCAAACUGGUAUUUAGCUCCCCAACCAGUAAGCUUCGCCUCUCGUCCGCCGUACGAAUUUUAAGUACUGUCGACCUGGCCAAUUUCAAUUCAGAUUUUAGCCAUAACAACGUUACUUAUUCAAACAAAAGUACAGCCAGUCCUGAGUUUGCGUUCGAUUGGAAUCCUGUCAGGAAUAAGUCUCAAUUGGAGGCACGUUGGAAAAGACUGCGAGCCGUCCUCUCGUAGUUGUCAUUAGC